This is a messenger RNA of Eurytemora carolleeae, 456 nucleotides long. RefSeq lists its product as uncharacterized. Lineage: Eukaryota; Metazoa; Arthropoda; Copepoda; Calanoida; Temoridae. The transcript is spliced from 5 exons. The coding region runs from base 31 to 420 and encodes 129 amino acids. The record is from RefSeq and is a predicted model, not a curated record.
GGAUACUUUAGUGACAGGAAUGAUCGAGUAAUGUUUAGAGACGACAAAGGAUAUCAAAGUGAUCAUAAUACAAGGAACCCCCCCUGUCACCAGGACAGUAUAAGAUCUGGGUACAUGAGUGAUCAUGAGCUAAGGAUAAGCUAUGAUAGAUCUAGGAUCGGACCCAUCUCUAAAAGUUCCGAAGCUGUACACCAACAGAUGUCUAUUGAGAGUAUGCCUAGUUCUGAUUCUAGGCUCUGCUAUCUAACAUCAUCGGAGUUGCGGAGUCAAGAGAAGAAACACCAAAAUGUUUGUGAAUGUAAGUUGAUGGGAUGCAAGUGUGGGAAUGAAAAUAUAUCUUAUAACGUGAAGAUCAGAAUUGGUUCAGAUUCAGAGGUGUGUUUUCAAAACCCACCACCAGAUGUAGUUAAUUGCAGAUAGAUUAUUUCACAAUUAGUUCGCAAUAUUUCAUAGUUA